CCCACCACCGCGGGAGGAUGAUGGCGAGCCACCACCACGACGCGCUGUGGGCGAAGCUGCACGAGCUGGAGGUGCAGCUCGCGGCGUACAAGCUCCUGCGCGCCGCGCGCUGCGGGGAGGACGCCGGCGCGCCCGGGGCCGCGGGGACGACGCCGGGGAGCAGCGCCUGCCGCGGCAGGCAGUACGACGCCUACAUGCGCCGCCGCAACGCCAGGCGCGUGGCCGCGGCGUCGGCGGAGCAGCAGCUGCAGCUGCAGCGGGCGGCGAAGGCUCGGCAGCUUCGGGCCGCGCGCGCAGCGCCGGUGAGCCCCCGCGCGCUCCGGUGCGCGCAGGAGGCGGGCGCCGCCACACCGCGGCUCGCCACCGCUCAGGCGAAGAGGACGCCGGCGGCGGUGUCCAUACCGAGCACCCCUAGGAGGGACGCCGCGGCGCUGCCGAGGAGCAAGACCGUGACCGGCGGCGGCGCGGCGGGCAGCCCGGCGAGGCCGUCGCACCACCAGAGGCGGAACAGCCUGGGCGCGCUCGCGGAGUUCGGCGAGUGCGCCACGCCGAGGCCGUUCCUGAAGCGCGGCACGGGCACGGGCGGCGCGGCGGCGCCCGCGAGGCUGCGGACGCCGCGGGUGCACGACAUCCCGGCGAUCGACGUGACCAGCAGCACGCCGAGGCCGCCGCCGCAGGAACCCGCGUACGCCCACGCGCCGCGCCACGCCCGGUCCGUGUCCGAGCUGCCGCUCGAGGCGGCGGCGCUGGCCUCCCCGCAGGCGCAGGCGCGGGCGCGGAAGCGGUGGGGCAGCCCAGAGAGGCCCGCGGCGAUUUUCUCAGCCGCCAGCGCCGGCGACUCGCACCGCGACCUGUCCAAGGGGCUCAGGAAGCUGCUGAGCUUCGUGAGGAAGGGCGGCGGCAGGAGCGGCGGCGCCGGCGACCAGCAGCCUUUCCCGGCGCCCAGCCCGCGCGGGGGCGGGAAGUCCGUGAGCAAGGGGUGGGCGGGCUGCUCCCCCGUCGACGUCCCCAUGGGCGACCGCGCGAGCCUGGAGGGGCACCGGCUCCCCAUGACGCGCGCGGUUGGCAUCUCCGGGUGAGGCCCGCGCGCGGCACGGCGCCGAGCCGUGACACGUCGUGAUGAAAGCCUUGAUUGCUCGGCGUCCAGGUAGUUCGAGCCAGGGUGUCGUUGCUCACUGGCUUGGCCUCUUGGCACUGCGCUUUGGAACUAGCGAUCAAGCUGGGCUCAGAAUGCCGGAAAAAAUUCUUCUUCUUCUUCUUCUCCUUCUCCUUCUUCUUCUUCUCCUCCUUCUUCUUCUCCUUCUUCUUCUCCUCCUCCUUUACGUUGGAAUCGAGCCAUUUUUCUUUUGUAAAAUUCAUGUGUUUCGAGUAGGGCGUGGCGACGAGUAGCAUCGUCGGAUAAUCGAAUUUUUGUUGCUUC
Panicum hallii is the source of this 1420-nucleotide messenger RNA. RefSeq names its product translation initiation factor IF-2-like. The coding region runs from base 18 to 1079 and encodes 353 amino acids. The record is from RefSeq and is a predicted model, not a curated record. The transcript has a single exon. NCBI's taxonomy places the organism in Eukaryota, Viridiplantae, Streptophyta, Magnoliopsida, Poales, Poaceae.